Tuber melanosporum (Perigord truffle) is the source of this 2070-nucleotide messenger RNA. RefSeq lists its product as uncharacterized. The record is from RefSeq and is a predicted model, not a curated record. Gene Ontology annotation, cellular component: fungal-type vacuole; CORVET complex. The coding region runs from base 77 to 2020 and encodes 647 amino acids. Gene Ontology annotation, biological process: vesicle-mediated transport; intracellular protein transport. NCBI's taxonomy places the organism in Eukaryota, Fungi, Ascomycota, Pezizomycetes, Pezizales, Tuberaceae. The transcript is spliced from 7 exons.
CAGAGCCUCAACGACAACCACCGCUUUCGACUCCUCACCCAACAGCAAACCAUUACACAGUCACAUCCAACACUAAAUGGCUCCCCACUCGACCACCAUCGACACUGCCCACAUCAAAGCCACCGCUCAAAGAGACCUUCUAGACCUUCUUGUUGCUGUACGCGGGAAGAAGACACUCAUCCUAGAUAAAUCGUUAAGCGGGCCUGUUGGCUUGUUUUGCAAGUUUUCUGCUUUGCAAGAUCAUGGUGUCGACAAGAUAUUUUGGUUAGACGAGAAUGUUGUUGCCGAUCUCACGCAGAAGAAUAUCGUAUUCCUCGUACGGUGCACGGUCAAAAAUGCCCUCAAGAUAGCUGCACAUGUCAAGAAUAACGCGAAAAUUCCGGGCCAGCAAUUCGAAUAUAAUGUCAUGUUUGUUCCUCGGCGGACACUCGUUUGCGAGAAGAUCUUGGAAGACGAAGGUGUUCUAGGGGACUUGACGAUCGGGGAGUUUCCGCUUCACUUUAUACCCCUUGAGUCAGACCUCCUCUCCUUGGAGCUUGAAGAUGCCUUCGAAGAACUAUACCUCCGCAAGGAUCACACAUCCAUCUUCUACUCUGCUCGCGCACUUAUGAACAUACAACGUCGGUAUGGGCUUUUUCCGCGAAUAAUUGGCAAGGGGGACUGUGCAAGACGCCUUGCAGAUGCUCUGAUACGAAUGCGCGGCGAGGAGGACGCUUUAGAUUCUAGUUCUAGCCCGUUCGCUUUAGCGCCAAGCAGUGUUCUUGGUGAAUUGAUUGUGGUGGAUAGGGAAUCAGACUUUAUGACCCCCCUACUGACACAGCUGACUUACGAGGGGUUGAUUGAUGAAACAAUUGGGAUUCACAACUCAAAGAUAGAAGUGGACUCUUCGCUCGUUGGAGGCCCUCAGCAGUCAGGCGUUACCGCAGCAUCUUCUUCAUCUGCCAGUCCUGCCGCUACCUCAUCGCAACAAAAGAAAAAACCAAUAUCCCUCAACUCGGAAGAUAAGCUCUUUGAGAAUCUUAGAGAUACAAACUUUGCGAUUGUAGGAAACUUAUUAAACAAAGUUGCUAGGAGGUUGAAUGAUGAUUACGAGGGGAGGCAUCAGGCGAAGACGGUUUCCGAAAUAAGAGAGUUUGUGGGCAAACUGGGGAGCUUGCAGCAAGAGCAUCAGUCGUUGAGACUGCAUACAGGCCUAGCAGAGGAGAUCAUGAAACAUACUAGAUCAGAUAUUUUUAAUAGGAUAUUGGAAGUUCAGCAGAAUCUCGCGGCAGGAGUAGAUCCAUCUAGCCAACACGAUGCGAUAGAGGAAUUGAUCGCCCGCAACGCCCCUCUUGAAUCGGUCCUCCGCUUGCUCUGCGUUGAAUCCCUUGUUGGCCAGGGGCUAAAACCCAAGGACCUGGAUAACUUCAAGCGGGAGAUUCUUCAGGGCUAUGGCUACCAACAUGUCCUUACUCUUGCCGCCCUUGAGAAACUCCAACUCCUCCAAUCUCGGACAUCAAUAACAUCCUCCACCUCAACCCGAACCAACUAUGCAACCCUGCGAAAAUCUCUCAAGUUAAUAGUCGACGAGGUAAAUGAACAAAAUCCCGAUGACAUCGCAUAUGUCUACUCAGGAUAUGCUCCUCUCAGCGUCCGUCUCGUCCAGUGCGUUAUCCAGAAGCCCCUCAUGACUCGUGGCCGACGGGGCGAAGACCCUUCGACACCUGCUGUGGUUGGCACUGCUGUGAACUGGGCUGCUACCGGUUGGCGUGGAUUCGAAGACGUGCUUAAGAAUGUGAAGGGAAAGACCUUCGACGAGUUACAAAGGGGCGAAGAGAAGGCUGUUAGAGCUAGGAACCUACUUAAUGGGGCGAACGAGAAGAAAGUUACGGUUGUAUUCUUCGUAGGAGGGUGCACAUUUACGGAAAUUGCAGCGUUGAGAUUUGUUGGACGGAGAGAGGAGGAGAAGAGGGAGAUUGUUAUUUGCACUACAGGAAUUAUUAGCGGUGAUAGGAUGAUGAGAGCUGCUAUGGAGAAAUAAUGAAGUAGUUCUAUGGCGACAAUGAUGAUUUACGGGGAAUUGGAUCUGUA